GAUGAAUACAGCUGUGCAGAGAGUCAGAGGGAGAUGCACAAACAGUGAAACAACCAACAGCAGCCCACACACACAUACGCACACACACAAAAGCAACUGUGAUUUCAUUGGUAGAUGGAAGAAACUCUGGGAUUUAAUCACAAAUAAAGGAGAAGGGGAACAAUCUCAGCCACUGGCAAGGUUUGGGACAGAGAAAAACAGAAGAGAGGAGGAAGAAACAAAGGAAAGAGCUGAGACAGAAGAGGAGUGACCUGAGGCAGAAAAAGAAGAGCCAGAAGACUGAAACAGAAUUGCUGACCUUUGCCCGCUGAUCCAGAAUGUCCAUCCAGCUGCUGCACAUGCUGCUGAUCCUCUGCCUGACCUUCACACAGGGUGCUUGUAUGUUCCCAAACCAUAACUGGGGUGAAUGGAACGACUCCCAGCUUCAGCCAACAAUUCAGAGGCUGAUGAAGGGAUACAAUCGCUACCUCAGACCUAAUUUCAAUGAGGGUCCUGUGGAAAUUGGAAUGAGCCUUGAUAUUGCCAGUAUCGACGCCAUCUCCGAAAUCAAUAUGGACUACACAGCAACCAUCUUCCUCCGUCAGCGCUGGCGUGACUCCAGGUUGGUGUUCCCGGGAAACGAGAGCGUCAGCGUAGAUGGGCGCCUGGUGUCACUGCUCUGGAUCCCUGACACCUUCAUCCCGGACUCCAAGCGUUCCUUCCUGCAUGACGUCACGGUGGAAAACCGCCUCAUACGCAUCUUCAGCAAUGGAACUGUUCUCUACGCCCUUCGCAUCACGGCUACGAUCGCCUGCAAUAUGGACCUGACUAAGUAUCCCAUGGACAGACAGGUGUGCACUCUGCAGCUGGAGAGCUGGGGCUACAACCUGCAGGAUGUGGUAUUCUACUGGACCAGAGGGAAUGAUUCAGUGAGGGGUCUUGACACGCUGCGGCUGGCUCAGUACAGUGUAGAGAGCUACUACACAACAGUGUCAGAGGCUGUAUACGAAACAGGACAGUAUCCAAAGCUGGUGCUACAUUUUGCGCUGCGUAGAAACGUGUUGUUCUUUAUCUUGGAGACGUAUGUUCCCUCUAUCCUGCUGGUGGUUCUCUCAUGGGUCUCAUUCUGGAUCAGCCAGUCCUCUGUGCCGGCUAGAACCUGCAUUGGCGUGACUACAGUUUUGACCAUGACCACUCUGAUGAUGGGUGCCCGCACUUCUUUGCCCAAUGCCAACUGCUUCAUUAAGGCCAUAGAUGUUUACCUGGGCAUCUGCUUCACCUUCAUCUUUGGUGCACUGCUGGAGUACGCCUGUGCCCACUUUUAUACCAUGCAACACCAGACCGUAGAGGAUUUACACAGAGAUCUUCUGAGGGAGCUCAAUGAAUCCAACGGAAAUGGCUCCAUCCCCAUCAUCAGCUCCACCCAACCAAACCAGUCUGUGGAGAUCGGCUCCACGGCAGAGGAGCCCAUGGAGCAGUCAGCGAACAGUGACACUAAGAACCACGCCGGAUCUAAAGAGAAGAUGCCGGGACAGGGGUGCGGCCUGUCUUCGGUGAAGGAUGCGUCGCGCAGGGCAGCAUCCGUCUUCAUUGUGGAAAAUCCACACAACAUAGAUCGUCACGCCCGAACCGUUUUCCCCACAGCAUUCCUCUUUGUCAAUAUCCUCUACUGGCUUUACUAUCUCUUUCUCUGAGCGCCGGUUCCAAGCCGCUGCAUAGUUAAUUUCACCAUCCUGAAGCUGCUCUACCUCCUCAUUUGAGACCCAAUACCAGUCGCCACUGCCUGGAUCGAAACUGUUUUUGUACCACACAUAGAAAACCUUUUUGAUGACAAGCAAUUGGUUAGGAUUAUAACCCAGUAAAUCUUAUUUGUAUCAUACUCCGCAUCAAAAGCUAUUACUAAUUAUGUAUGAAUGGAUGGCUACCAACAUAUUAACAUCUACUGACAAAUCCAUAGAACAAAUGAGGAUGAGUUAACUAACUGUAAACAAUAGGCUGCCUGAACUGCACCACACUAUACUGUGCUGCAUUGAAUUGCCUUCAUUAAAUGACUGAUGUUAGAUGUGUUUUUUCUUGUUUUGGCUUUCAUACAUUGUUUGUAUGAGACCAUAUACUUCACAGUAUAUCAUAUGAAAUUAAAAGUCAGUAACUGAGAAUGUGUUGGCGCAUUUUAAUGAGGAAGAAAUUCAGUAUCUGUGCUGUAACAAAUGACUGAAGAGCAAAUGUUUGGGAAACAAAAUACAAUUUUUUUUUCCCUUAUCCAGGCAGGACAACAGUAAAGUGCAAAAGCCAACCACAGGUUCAGCAGAGAAGGUGUUAAAAUGACACUUAGUGGAGAUUUUCUCACUCAGAAAAGAUGGUUCGUAUCACUUAAUAGCACCACUUUUGUUAGUCACUCUUUUCUAUGGCAGGAGUAUCCAACAGUGUGCCAGAAAGUCAAGUAGGAGUAGGGUUUUUUUCCGACGAAAUAAUUCAGCAGAUGAUUACUGAGUAGCACUUAAGCUAGUGAGUAUAGUCAAACAACAAUAACACACUCAACCUAUCAGUCCAUGGCACUCAGCUGAAUACCCAUACCAGGAA
Molecule: messenger RNA, 2559 nt
Organism: Lates calcarifer (barramundi perch)
Lineage: Eukaryota; Metazoa; Chordata; Actinopteri; Centropomidae
Gene: gabrp
Product: gamma-aminobutyric acid type A receptor subunit pi
Biological process (GO): monoatomic ion transmembrane transport; regulation of membrane potential; chemical synaptic transmission
Cellular component (GO): neuron projection; synapse; GABA-A receptor complex
Molecular function (GO): extracellular ligand-gated monoatomic ion channel activity; GABA-A receptor activity; neurotransmitter receptor activity
Source: RefSeq, a predicted model, not a curated record